This is a messenger RNA of Cyprinodon tularosa, 2814 nucleotides long. Its product is annotated as E3 ubiquitin-protein ligase TRIM38-like. Lineage: Eukaryota; Metazoa; Chordata; Actinopteri; Cyprinodontiformes; Cyprinodontidae. The record is from RefSeq and is a predicted model, not a curated record. Bases 247 to 1905 code for a protein of 552 amino acids. Gene Ontology annotation, molecular function: protein binding. The transcript has 7 exons.
CUUUCCGUCACACAGGGUUAUAUUGAGCAAUACUACUGACUAAACAUGAACCACAUUUGCGUAGUCUAGGCAACACGCCCAGUACCAAGUAAAAAAAGAGAGAUUGCUCCACUGAGUGUCAGCCUUCCUCUCCAAAUGAAGGCGGUGCCUGAUUUAACUGUGGAUCUGAAAUGAAACUUAAACAGGUGUCGGAAAAACAGCAUCAUUCUCCAGGUGGAAUUUGAGGAAAUAGGACGUAGAGCGAUAAUGGCAACAGAUGAGCAACUUGGAGACAUGACCUCCAUGGCCAAAGCAGCCAAUGAGGACUGCUAUCUGGAAAAACAUCUUAACUGCCCCAUCUGCAUGCAAACAUUUACUGAUCCAGUGACCACAUCUUGUGGCCACUCCUUUUGUAAGACAUGCUUAGAACUAAGUAUCUCUUCUAAUCAGGUUGAUAGGACAUGUCCUCUUUGCAAAACGCACCUAAGGGAAGCCCCAAUGGUUAAUACUAUCCUGAGAGACAUUGUCCAAGAAGUAAAAGACUUAUUGAGUAAUAGGUGUACGGGGGCUUCUGGAGAAGUGCCCUGCGAUGUCUGCAUAGAGCCGAAGAACAAGGCUGCAAAGUCCUGCCUUAUAUGUCUGACCUCAUACUGUUCAACACACUUGAAGAAUCAUGCUUUAGCUGAUCGGCUGAGGGGCCACACACUGGUGGAACCAGUGGAGAACUUAGACACAAGGUCCUGCCUGGCACAUGGAUACCCACUUGAGCUUUAUAGCAGGAAACAGCAAAAGUGCAUUUGCGCUCGAUGUUUGGAUGAACCUCUGGAGGAAGUUGUGUCCGCUGAAGAGGAAUGUAAAAAAAAAAAGGAUCAAAUAGGAAACACCAAGACAGAGUUACAACAUAGGAUUAUGACAAGAAGAACAAAGAUUGAAGAGAUCAAUGAAGCUUUUAAGAGUUGUAAGGUACAUUAUAGAAAAAUAUGCCAUUGGAGAGAAUUUUGCAAGUUAUUUGUGGGGACGACCAAGGCAGCCAAAGCAAAAGCCCUGAGCCCACUUGAAGAUAAGUUGCAGUUAUUAAAAAAAGAGUCAAAUGACAUGAAAUACGAUUUGGAAGAUGAAAUCAAAAGACUCGAGACAACAAUUCUAAAACUAGAGGAAAUAUCUGCACUCGAAGAUCACAUCCUUUUCUUACAGAGGUACCCAUCUCUCAUAGUGCAGGACGACAUGAAAAACUGGACGCAUGUUAACCUUAACACAUCACUGUCUUUUGGUUCUAUGAGGGAAACAAUAGCAAUGAUUGAAGAUAUUCAGAUGGAGUUGGAAAAGAUGGCCACCAUUGAACUUAUGAGGUUCCCAAAGUAUACAGUGGACGUGAAGCUGGACCCAGACACUGCACACCGGCGCCUUGUUCUUUCUAGUGAUGGGAGCAAAAUGAAAGAUAGUGGAGAAAACCAAAUGGUAGCUGAUUCUCUGAAAAGAUUUGAUGUAGUUGGUAGCGUCCUGGGACACAACAGCUUGACGACUGGGAGGUCUUACUGGGAAGUGGAGGUCAGCAAUAAAACCGGAUGGGAUCUAGGUAUAGUCAGAGGCAGUGCUAAUCGUAGGGGAAGACCAAAUUUAAGCCCGGAAAAUGGGUACUGGGUUCUUGUACAUUUUGAAGAGUGUGAUGUACCUCAACCAUAUGCAGAUUAUGCAGCCAUGACCAGCCCACCAAUUUCUCUGUCCCUUAAAGACAAACCGAAAAAGGUCGGGGUGUUUUUGGACUAUGAAGAGGGCCUCCUGUCCUUCUACGAUGUGACAAACAAGUCUCAUAUUUACACAUUCUCCAAGUGCUCAUUCAGUGACGAGAUUUACCCAUAUUUCAGUUUACAUAUGAAAUAUGAGAUCAACUAUGAACCCAUGAUUAUUUCAAAAGUAAAAAUCUAGAUUGGCUCAAAUUCUAGUUUUUCUUUCUAGAAACUAAAGCUUUAGGGGGAAAAGUUGUAGGUGGCUGGUUUAGAAUUCAACUUCACAUUGUUCAUUAAAAUUAAUGAAAAUGUAUAUGGAAAUGGGCACAUGUGUGCUGCAUUCUAGGUUCAAAGAUCAAGGUGUCCUUAUUACUGACUAGAGUCUAUUCAUAUUAAAGUACUGUAGGAAAGCACUUUUAAAUGCAACCAACUUUUUAGAACCAUGUUUUAUCACUUUUAAGGUUAAGGCAAAAUGAAUCGAAGUUAAGAAGAAUGUGUAUCUGAUGUUUAUAGUUUGAUGUUAAUGUUUUUUUUUUUUCUUAAGUUUUACCUUAACUUAGAUUAAACCUAUUGGUUGCACUCCUUUAAAAAUACAUAAAUGUGAUUAUCAAGCUCUAAAUUGUUAAGGUUAGGCUAGUCUCACACUCAUUUUAUCAAUUUUAUGAAAACUCUUGGAUUAACUUUGGUGCUAAGGGUACUUUCUCUCCUUUAAAACAAAACUGCAAAAGUUUCUAAUGAUUUCACCAGGUACUGUGUAACUAUUCCUAAACAUACAUUACACCAUCGUCAAGAGACUAUUAUUGUUUAUAUUUUGUGAUGAUGUGAUUCAAUGCUGGACCCUGAAACAGACCGCUGAGUGAUUACAACUGAUGGUUUCGGCACAGUCUAUCUAAACCUUGGAGGGAUGUGAACCCAUUUCAAAAUGUUAAAAGCAUUCAACCAGUACAAAUGUCUGUGAUUUUACUUCUGUCUUCCUUAUUGUCUUUUAGCACAGAAAUAAAACUGAAGCUUACAAACAAUAUGAAUUUGACUGUAUGAUCUGUUUGAAUUAUCUCUGUAAACUGCCUCAAGAUGACGUGUUGUGAAUAGGUUCAAUAUAAAUAAAAUU